Molecule: messenger RNA, 594 nt
Organism: Closterium sp. Yama58-4
Lineage: Eukaryota; Viridiplantae; Streptophyta; Zygnematophyceae; Desmidiales; Closteriaceae
Source: the annotation of a GenBank genome assembly
AUGGCUUUCCCGUUGGAUGGCCUGACUCGGUCGUUGAGCAGGAGUUUAGUAGCUUGGGCGGCAUUGGUUGUCCUCAUCGGCACGUUCGAAUGCGCCGUCAGUCACGCUACGCGCUUGCUGCCGUCGGAGCCGCUGGGCGACGGAGGUGCUCCUAUUAAUCUCACUACUUCUAGCAUUCGCAACACCAGCGUUGAUGCGUUAAAUCCAGCGGCAGACGCGGCGUUAGAUCCGGCGGCGUCAGUGGCGGCGGAAGUUGCGGCAGAAAAGUUUGGUUUUUGCCUGGGAGAUGAGGAGGCGUGUCCGCCGAGUCGCACCGGUUCUCAUGAUCGCGACGCGAAGGAGUCGUUACGGAUUGAUGCCGCCGUCAGCGAAAGCGGGCUUGUAGAUGACGAUAACAACUCCACCAGCACCGGCAGAAGCAGUGACAGCAGCGGCGGCGGCGGCGGCGGCGGCGGCGGAAGCAGCGAGGCGGAGGUGGCGCGGCGCGUGAGCGAGCGAAUGAUGGCUUUAAUCGCGGAGGGACGCGACCAGCUGGAAGGCGAGCGGCUCGAAGAGGCCGUCGCCACAUACGAUGAGGUGAGCGGCGAGAUGUGA